Messenger RNA from Rhinopithecus roxellana (golden snub-nosed monkey), 5647 nucleotides. RefSeq names its product spindle and centriole associated protein 1 (gene SPICE1). The record is from RefSeq and is a predicted model, not a curated record. The coding region runs from base 467 to 3037 and encodes 856 amino acids. The transcript is spliced from 18 exons. Gene Ontology annotation, cellular component: centriole; spindle; centrosome. Gene Ontology annotation, biological process: mitotic spindle assembly; metaphase chromosome alignment; regulation of centriole replication. NCBI's taxonomy places the organism in Eukaryota, Metazoa, Chordata, Mammalia, Primates, Cercopithecidae.
CUGGUUGGUUGUGCGUGGCGUCAGAGCACCUCGAGUAUGCGCGUGCGCACCGCUUUCGAGAGCUUUUGCACAGAGCUGGAAAUUGGGGGUACUCGAUUGUAGCGUUCGAGGAGUUUGCCGGGUGGCAGGAGAGAGGCAAACUAUCCAGGAUGCUUUGGGACCGGGAGCGUCAUUUAGAUCGAUGGAUGUCAGAGAGGGGCUUCUGAGAAGGCUCCGCCUGUCUGAGUUUUGAGGAGUCCGUGGAAGUUAACCCGGUAAAGAAGAGAGUGAGCCUGACGGAUGUUCGGAGCAGAGGGAAAAGAAUGGUUGCAACUAUGUGUGAGGCGAGAACUCGGUUUUAGGAUUUGCGGGAGAUGUGAGAGAACACUGGAAAGAAAGGUCAGCCAGGCCACAUAGGGGAGAGGUCUGAAUGCCAAGCUGAGUUGGAUUCCUCUUGACAGUGGGGAGCCAUCCGAAUCCAGAGGAGAUGUCAUUUGUCAGAGUGAACCGCUGUGGUCCCCGAGUUGGUGUAAGAAAGACGCCGAAAGUAAAGAAGAAGAAAACUUCAGUGAAACAAGAAUGGGAUAAUACUGUGAGUGAUCUAACAGUUCAUCGGGCAACUCCUGAAGAUCUGGUACGCCGUCAUGAAAUACACAAAUCAAAGAAUAGAGCAUUAGUACACUGGGAACUCCAAGAAAAAGCUUUGAAGAGAAAAUGGAGGAAGCAGAAACCUGAAACUUUAAAUCUUGAGAAAAGAAGAUUGUCUAUCAUGAAGGAGAUUCUUUCUGAUCAAUACCAGAUGCAAGAUGUAUUGGAGAAAUCUGAUCAUCUAAUAGCUGCAGCAAAAGAGCUGUUUCCUCGUAGGCGCACAGGGUUUCCAAAUAUAACAGUGGCUCCUGAUUCCUCUCAGGGUCCCAUUGUGGUAAAUCAAGACCCUAUCACCCAAUCUAUCUUUAAUGAGUCUGUCAUAGAACCUCAGGCUCUUAAUGAUGUAGAUGGUGAAGAAGAAGGAACUAUUAAUAGCCAGUCAGGAGAAAGUGAGAAUGAGAAUGAGUUGGAUAACUCUCUAAACUCUCAGUCUAACACAAAUACUGACAGGUUUCUCCAGCAACUCACAGAAGAGAAUUCUGAGUUAAUUAGUAAGUUGUGGACUGAUAUUCAGCAGAAAAUAGCAACCCAGUCACAAGUAACUCUUCCAGGAACACCAUCACCUGCUCUUUCAUUAGGGGAACAAAGAGCUGCUCUGAAUGCUACCAAUGCUGUCAAGAGACUCCAAACCAGGCUUCAGACUGAAGAAUCUACUGAGACUCUAGACUCAAGCUAUGUUGUGGGACACGUGCUGAACUCAAGGAAGCAAAAACAGCUCUUAAAUAAAGUGAAAAGAAAACCGAAUUUGGACGCUCUUUCCAAGCCGAAGAAAAACAUGUUAUCAGGUAGCACAACCUCUGCAGACUUACCAAAUAGGACUAAUUCCAACCUGGAUGUCCUCAAACACAUGAUACAUGAAGUGGAACACGAAAUGGAAGAAUAUGAGCGGUGGACAGGUCGCGAGGUCAAGGGACUGCAGAGCAGUCAGGGUCUUACAGGCUUCACUUUGUCAUUGGUGAGCUCCCUCUGUCGCCUGGUUCGGUACCUUAAAGAGAGUGAGAUCCAGCUACGUAAAGAAGUAGAGACAAGGCAACAACUGGAACAAGUAUUAGGUGAUCAUCGAGAGCUCAUUGAUGCUCUGACAGCUGAAAUUCUUCGUCUUAGAGAAGAAAAUGCUGCUACACAGGCAAGACUUCAGCAGUACAUGGUCACAACAGACGAGCAACUUAUAUCACUCACAUAUGCUAUUAAGAACUGUCCUGUGAUAAAUAACAGACAAGAAAUUCAGGCAUCAGAAAGGGGAGCCACAGGUCGAAGAAAUAUGGACAGUUCAGAGGGUCCAGCUGUAAAUGCCAAUGUCUCAGUGCCAUUGAUGUUCAGAGAGGAAGAGGUGGUUGAAUUCCCACAGGAAGAGUUGCCUGUUAAAUUGUCUCAGGUGCCAGACCCUCCAGAUAACAUGACUCUGGCCAAGAAUUUUCCAGCACAUAUUUUUGAGCCAGCUGUGUUGUUAACACCACCCAGGCAGAAGAGCAACUUAAAAUUCUCUCCUCUUCAGGACGUAUUGAGAAGGACUGUUCAAACUCGUCCUGCUCCACGACCUCCUCCAACUGUGGAAAUAAUUGAGAAGGAACAAAAUUGGGAAGAGAAGACCUUACCUGUUGAUACAGAUAUUCAGAAUUCAAGUGAAGAGAAUCGUCUGUUCACUCAGAGGUGGAGAGUCUCUCAUAUGGGAGAAGAUUUGGAGAACAAAACUCAGGCUUCUUUUGUUAACCUCCCACAGCCCCUCUGCAAUUCCCAUUCCAACACUCAACAGUCAAGAAGCCCCACAUUCUCAGAAGAGCUCCCAGUACUGGGAGAUGGACAGCAGCUGAGAACAAAUGAGGCAUUAAUACAAAGAAAGGACAUAAUGGCACAAAUGGCUGAUUUGACAUUGCAGAAUUCAGCUAUGAAGGCACAUACGAAUAAUAUUAUUGAGCCUAGAGGAGAGCAAGGGGAUGGACUCCGGGAGUUGAAUAAACAAGAAAGUGCAAGUGACAUGACUUCUACUUUUCCAGUGGCACCAUCUCUAGCACCAGGUAGCAUGGAGGAACGGAUUGCAGAAUUGAAUCGGCAAAGUAUGGAGGCUCGUGGAAAACUACUGCAGUUGAUAGAGCAGCAGAAACUUGUUGGUUUGAAUCUUUCUCCACCAACGUUACCUGUUCAAUUACCUCUCAGAGCAUGGACUGAAGGAGCAAAGAGGACAAUUGAGGUAUCUAUUCCAGGAGCAGAAGCCCCAGAAAGCUCAAAAUGUAGUACUGUCUCUCCCGUCAGUGGGAUAAAUACAAGAAGAUCUUCCGGGGCUGCUAGUAAUUCUUGUUCUCCACUAAAUGCCACCUCAGGAAGUGGGAGAUUCACACCUCUUAAUCCAAGAGCAAAGAUUGAGAAACAGAAUGAAGAAGGCUGGUUUGCUCUUUCUACCCAUGUAUCAUAAGUGAAGUCAAGUCUCACUGAGUUUGUUCUUAAUAAUUUAUUACUCCCCUUUCCCUGCUCUGACUUUCAAGUUUUUAUAUCCUUCUUUCAGAUAAAACCUACAAAGAUCUUGUGAAUUAGUACUAAUGAAACGGAGAAAUAAAGCAAUUAUUUUUUGAUUUUCUCAAAUAAGUUUUCAACAACCAACUGACCUACAGCUCCCUGUGAAUGAAAUUUUGACUGUAGAGAAGUUAAAGCUUUGUAUUUUAAUACUUUCUUAAAUAUUUUAAGGGUCUUUUAAAAUACAUUUUUACCUUUAUCAUCUUUAUUCAGGGUUUUUUGAGGUUUAGUGUAUCUUAGUUGAUCCAUUUAUUUUUUUAUUUUCCUGAAGAACUAAUUUGCUUUGCGUGUAACUUACAAUAAAAUUCCUCUGUAUGAUUAGAGUCUGGCUUUCAGGAAAAUGUAACACCCACUCUUCUUUCUUUUUUCUUGGGAAGUCAUUGCUGUUCAUCACUUUUUCCAUCAAGUGAAAUAUACAGCCUUAAAAAAAUAGGCCUGGGAGUGUUUGUUUAUAUUUGCUUAAGCAGGUAAGAGUGGUUGCAUUUAUUAUAAAAUCUUAUGUAGCUUUUAAAGUGUGAAAAUGUCAUCAAUAAUAGUAAUGCAAAUCAAAUAAAAAAUGAUUCUAGAGCUCAAAUACCUAAAUGUGGUAACAUUGAUUUAUUGGUAUAUUUAAUGUUUCAAACAAUUAAAUAGAAAAAGUUGCAAUCAAUUUUCCCAGCCCUGAAUUUAAGCAGAUCUUUCAGGGUAGAUUUUUCUCUUUUUUUUCCUUUCCUUUCCUUUUUUUUUUUUUUUUUGAGACAGAGUCUCGCUUUAUUGCUCAGGCUGGAGUGCAGUUGUGUGAUCUGGUUCACUGCAACCUCAGUCUGCCAGUUUCAAGCAAUCCUCUUGCCUCAGCCUCCUGAGUAGCUAGGAUUAUAGGUAUACACCACCAUGCCCAGCUAAUUUGUAUAUUUUCAGUAGAGAUGGGGUUUCACCAUGUUGGCCAGGCUGGUUUUGAACUCCUGACCUCAAAUGAUCCACCUGCCUUGGUUUCUCAAAGUGCUGGGAUUACAGGUGUGAGCCACUGCACCUGGCUUAGGAUAGAUUUUUCCAGGGUACCCAUUUGGUUCUGAGAUGUUGAUUUCUAUUUUAAACUUGUUUUUUGAAUGAUCUCUGCUCCUUGGCUCUAUGAUAGGAAUUCUCAACCUGAGUGAGCAAUUCAAACUGAGAUUACUUGUGUUUACUCAUAUAUUUGGAUAACAUAUGACUUCUCCCGUAUGCCCCAGAAAGCUGCUAAUAACUUGCUCAACCUGAAAUUUACAGUUUUCCAAAUUACAGGUUGGCAGAGAUACUAGAUUGAUAACAUCCACAGUUAUGAUAUAAUCAUUCUUAUGCUGUAAACAAAAUGAUUUUGGUUAGCAGAAUUUGAUAACUGUUAACUACCUACUAGGCACUAUUGUAGCCACUUUAUGUGCUUCAUGACAUCUUAUGAGAUAGGUACUAUUAUCCUCGUUUUGCGGAUGAGGAAACUGAGGUUCAAGGAGGUAUUUUCUCAAGGUCACACAACUAGGGAGUGGUGGCACUAGAAUGGGAACAUAGGCAGUCUUUCUCCAAAGCCUAUGUUGUGCUGCCUCUUGAUGGAGAGUAAACCUGUUUUACAGUGUGUGUAGUAUGGAAGCAGCAUAAUAAUAAGAAUAGCUGUUCCUUAUUGAGCCAUUACUGUGGCAGACACUGUACUAUAAGCUGCAAUAUCACCAUUAUCUCAUUUGAAUCUCAUAGUAGCCCUAUGAAUUAGAGGUAUGUAAAUGCUUCCUCCUCUCCCAGCACCUUUACAGAUGAGGAAACUGAGCCCUAGAGGUGAAGAAAGUUGUCUGAUGACAGAAUGCUUGUUAAGAGGUGAAGCCAAGACUUGAAGCUCUUUCUUGCAGUUAUUGGAUUUCUCCUAAUUUAUGGGAACUAAUACAGUACAGUAGCUAAGGAUGCAAGUACUGAAACCAGAAAUCUUGCCUCAAAUGCCAUUUCUGCCACUUGAGCUGUGUACUUUGGACAGAUUAAUCUCAUCUUUCCCAUUUGAAAGUCAGACAUAAUGUCUUCCCUAGAGGCUUGUAAGGAUUAAGUGAGGCAAGUGUAUGUAAAUGGACUGAGCUCAGAGCUUGGCUCACAACACUCAUUAAUGAUCACUGCCCAAUAUUUUUUGUGUAUAAAUAAAUAGAUACACUAUUUCCCCCAUGUUUCCAUUUUUUAAAACAUUGUAUAGUGAAUUUAUUGUAUCUUUCUCAGAUUAACAAUUGCACACAGUGCUUGAAAUGUAGAGGUAUUUCACCUGAAAAGAUGUCUAGAGGUUGAAAGAAAGCAUGCUGGGCAUAUGAUUUGAAAAUAUAACUAACAUGCUAUUUAAAAAUAAGUUUACCCUAUGUUUUCUAUAUUUUCUGGCACCUAGAUAUAUCAUUUAAUAAGUAAUAGCAAGGAUAAUCAUCUAUUUUUUUAAGCCCUGGAAAACCUUGAUUAAAGAGGACAUGUCAGUAUUGCAAAUAAAUGCAUGGUAUUUGUGUAACAUUGUGGAAACUAAUAAACACAAAUUGUACUAUAGCAA